Molecule: messenger RNA, 1044 nt
Organism: Leptidea sinapis
Lineage: Eukaryota; Metazoa; Arthropoda; Insecta; Lepidoptera; Pieridae
Gene: Scp2
Product: calexcitin-1
Exons: 7
Coding region: 98-652 (184 amino acids)
Molecular function (GO): calcium ion binding
Source: RefSeq, a predicted model, not a curated record
CUCUAUCCGCCGCACGGCAUAUCGCUACGGGGCGCGGCAGCAAGCAACCGGCUGGAACCUUCACGGUAAACUACAAGACUCCAAAAAGCAAAUUAAAAUGUCCAUCUCGGAGUUCAGACGAAAGAAGCUGCUCUAUGUCUUCAAUGUCUUCUUUGACGUAAAUCAAAGCGGCACGAUCGAGAGAAAAGAUUUCGAGCUCGCAAUAGAGAAAAUCUGCAGUCUGCGCGGCUGGAAGGCAGGUGACCCUAAGCACAGUGAGACGCAUGAAGUCAUGAUUAAUAUAUGGGAUGGUCUGCGGAAACGAGCUGAUUCUAACAAGGAUGGACAGGUUUCCGUGGACGAGUGGGUAUCAAUGUGGAAUGAUUAUGCUCAGAACCCGUCGGCAGCACUGAAAUGGCAGCAGCAGUACUGCCAUUUCAUGUUCCAGCUCGAAGACGCGAGUGCUGACGGCACCAUUGAUUGCGACGAGUUCACCACCGUCUGCUCCUCUUAUGGUAUCAAUCCACAAGAGUGCAAGGCUGCUUUCAGCAAGAUGGCUAAGGGACAAGCUAACGUCUCUUGGGAGGAGUUCCAAGAACUUUGGAUGGAAUAUUUCUCCACUGAAGAUCCGAAUGCUCCCGGCAACUUCAUAUUUGGUAGAACCAGCUUCUAAGUUAUAUUUGAAACAUAAUCAACUGGGGUGAACUUUUAACUUACUUAAUCACCCUUAUAGUGAGUCAGUGUUGAUUUGCGUGUGUUCAACAUAUUAUAGAGUAAUUUUCUCUUUACUAGAUAAAUAUGUAAGCUCGUUUUCAUCUUUCUCUUGACGCUCAAAUUAAUUAGAAUUUGAAUUUUAGAUUGUAUAUUACAACGAACUUGAACUCUUUGAAUAUUAAUGAAUCUGAUAUUUGAAAUUGUAGUUAAACGUUUGAUAUCGUUUCUUCGUUAAAUUUGCUUUGAUAUUCUAUUUAUAUGUUAAAGAAUUAAACUGUGUUUUAUUAGUCUGUUAAUAUCUAGUCUAUUGUCUAUGUAUCGAUGUAUUAAUUUAAUAGUUUUGUUGUCAAU